CUAUAAUGAAUAUAUUCAUAGAUGUACGUUUAACUAACCAAUCCAAAAGGUAACUAACAAUAGAUCCACUUGUAUCAAUAUUCAGAAAGUCUUCUUCAUACUUUCCAACCUCACAUUCUUAACAACAUACACAAAUUCAAUCACCACCAUACACCACCCACCCCUUAACUCCGACCAUGGCGGGUGUCAUUGGCGGCAGACUCGCUGCAAUCAUCCACCAUCACCACCACCACAAUACACCCCUAUAUUCCUCACCCCUUUCUCAACCCACCAUCAAACUCCCCCUCACCAUCCAUUCUCGCCGUACUUCCACCAUGUCUGCCACCGCCACCACCCCCACCACCGCCCUCAACAACCUCACCGUUCAACCCACCGGUUCUUCCUCCGGUUGCUGGUCAGAAUUUGCUGGUAAUGUAUCUGGUGAGUGGGAUGGGUUUGGAGCUGAUUUUACUGCUGAUGGCAAGCCGAUCGAGCUUCCGGAAAACGUUGUGCCUAAUGCGUACCGAGAGUGGGAGGUUCAAGUGUUCGAUUGGCAGACGCAGUGCCCGACUCUAGCUCAACCCGAUAACAGUUCUGCCAUGUAUAAGCUGAUUAGAUUGCUUCCGACUGUUGGUUGUGAAGCUGAUGCAGCCACGCGGUAUAGUGUGGAGGAGCGGGUUAUAGGAGGUGAAGAUAACAUGGUUUCCUCAUUUGCAUAUCAAGCAAGUGGAUGUUACGCCGCGGUUUGGUCAAAGCAGAAGUCAGCGUCCUCGAAAGUAUUGGAAUUGGAGCAUUGUUUGAUUGAUCCUCGCGAUAAGGAAUCGCGUGUAAGGGUUAUUCAGGUUGUGGGCGUUGAAGGAAACAAGUUAGUGUUGAAGAAUAUUAAAGUGUUUGCUGAGCAAUGGUAUGGUCCGUUUAGAAACGGGGAAUCGCUAGGCGGAUGUGCAAUUCGUGAUACUGCUUUUGCUAAAACACAAGUUCUUAUCGGGUCAGAGGUUUCGGGUGUGUGGCAACGGUCAAACUCCAUAGCCAAAUUUCAAGACUCUUCUAAUAUUCUUCAAGAACUUGUGGCGGUUGAUGGUAUAGAAAAGUCUACAAGAGAUGCAAACAGUUUGGUAUUGCUGCCAAAGAACUUGUGGAGUUCAGUGGUAGAAAUAGAUGGUGAAAAAACUUGCUACGAAGUUGGAUGGCUGUUGGAACCAGGGUGCGCGAUCACAUCAAAGUGCGUAUUUUCAAGAAACGCCGAGUUAAAAGAGAUCAUAGCUUCUUCUGAAACUGCUGCUUGAAGACAAUCGAUAACAUAGAGACCUGGCACCGAAAUGGGUGUAUAAGCAGUAGGAACAACUGUUUCGGUUGUUUCCAAACAAAGCUGUUAGAUUUGGUUAUAUAAACUUUAAACAGUAAGUAUAUAAAAUAAUAUGAUGUUAUUUAAAAAGUGUUCUUGAUGUACUUUCUUUUGUUAACUUGUUUGAUCAACAUGAUCGAACGUAUAUAUAAACGAGUGCGCAUAAAGUUUUAACUGAUU
Helianthus annuus (common sunflower) is the source of this 1504-nucleotide messenger RNA. RefSeq lists its product as uncharacterized. The transcript has 4 exons. Lineage: Eukaryota; Viridiplantae; Streptophyta; Magnoliopsida; Asterales; Asteraceae. The record is from RefSeq and is a predicted model, not a curated record. The coding region runs from base 177 to 1265 and encodes 362 amino acids.